Messenger RNA from Oncorhynchus nerka (sockeye salmon), 3451 nucleotides. Its product is annotated as VPS10 domain-containing receptor SorCS1-like. The transcript has 7 exons. Lineage: Eukaryota; Metazoa; Chordata; Actinopteri; Salmoniformes; Salmonidae. The record is from RefSeq and is a predicted model, not a curated record. Bases 304 to 717 code for a protein of 137 amino acids.
UAGAGAACAUAUCAGUCUACUUAUCUAUUCUUUCUCUUUGUAUGUUAUUCUUCACAGUUGUACGCAUCCCUGGACUUUGGGAGAAAAUGGCAGCUGGUUCAUGAGCAUGUGAAGAGGUUCUACUGACCUGUAACGGGUCUACACAAGGAGUCAGAUCUGGUUCAUAUGGAGGCACACCCCCCUAAUGGACGUUACUACAGCAGGACAGGCCAGCUACUAUGUGUCUUACCAGAGGGAUCCAUUCCUCAAACUCAAACUGCUGAAAUAUUCUCUGCCUAAGGUAGCAGGUACUGUACCAAAGGCAUGCUGAUCGCUAACAUGAGGCUGGACAACCAGGUGAAGACCUACAUCACCUACAACAAGGGUCGUAAUUGGAGGUUGCUGCAAUCCCCUGCGACAGACUUGGCUGGCAACGAUAUCCACUAUGUGCUGCCGGUGAUCAGCUUAGACGGGAGAAUCUCAUACACCUUCACCAGCGAGGGAAUGAACACUGUUACGGUCCAAGUGUCUUUAGCCAACACCAUACUGCAAGACACCAAGACGAUAGCAGUCCAAGAGUUCUUCAAAUCUCUGCUUUUAUCUUUCUCCCCUAAUCUGGACGAGUACAAGCCUCACAUCCCCGAGUGGAGACAGGAUGUGGGUAGAGUCAUUAAGAAGGCUCUGCUCCAACACCCUUGGUGGAUUCCAUGCCGAGACACAGCAGUUCAGCCAUGCUGAUGCUCCUCUCAGUAGUAUUCCUGGGUUUAGCAGUGUUUCUCAUCUACAAAUUCAAGAUUUAUGUACAGUACAUUAUGAUUAUAUCUUUGAACACUAUAUCGAAGCACAGUUCAAAUCACCUGCCAUCGUCGUUAACCUUUUCACACGUACCAACAAACAGGUGUGAUCAUUCUACAGUGGUGCCUGCAGCGUACGCUCAAACCAGUGUGAUUAAAAUGCUUAUUUAAAACGCCCAGUUUCGAUUGACGCAAAAGACAGCAUUUGAGCUGGCCACACUGUUUUUUCACAGAAAAAUUUAGCAAAAACGAAUGUCCAGAAUGUGACCAGUUUAUUUUUGGAUGCAAUGUUCAGACAUUUACUGAAGUAUCUACAUCAUAACGCAAUCAUCCAAACCGGAAAAUGUAGGGAUGUAAAUUAGCUAAUAGCAAUGAACAUGUAUACAUAAUCACAUCACUGUCGAGCUCACCUUUGAUCAAAAUAAUUGAGUAAAAGAUUUGCUAGAAAUUGAAAGAAAUCUGACGAUGGGUAUUUUGUGCUCUACCAUGUAUGUUUUUUGUCUCGCAUCAACCAAAGAUAAUAAGAGGAGACAAGAUGAGUUGUGUCUGUUUAUAGUAUGCAUGUUGAAGGGGAUGUGUCGUCUACCAAUGAGUGCACCCUCCCUCACCAUAUUAUAACAUAUAUGGUCUAACAGACUUUUACGUGAAACCCACAUUGCAUUGUAUGUCAGCAAACAUGGCUCUACACAUAGCUGGCAAAUAGAUUAGCAUUAGCUCAUUAGAAUCACGACAACAAAAUACCCCAAAAAUAUUUUAGACACAUCAUAGGUGUCCAUUACAAUCUAUGCAUUAAUCGGAAUGCAUUAUUUGUCACUUGAAGUACUUGAAAACAUGUGAAUAAAACUGUAAAUACAUACAUACAUACAUACAUACAUACAUACAUACAGUUGAAGUCGGAAGUUUACAUACACCUUAGCCAAAUACAUUUAAACUCAGUUUUUCACAAUUCCUGACAUUUAAUCCUAGUAAAAAUGUUCCCUGUCUGUGAAAUGUCAGAAUAAUAUUCAAAUCAAAUCCAAUUUUAUUUGUCACAUACACAUGAUUAGCAGAUGUUAAUGCGAGUGUAGCGAAAUGCUUGUGCUUCUAGUUCCGACAAUUCAGUAAUAACCAACGAGUAAUCUAGCUAACAAUUCCAAAACUACUACCUUAUACACACAAGUGUAAAGGGAUAAAGAAUAUGUACAUAAAGAGAGAGAAUUAGAGAGAAUGAUUUAUUUCAACCUUUACUUCUUUCAUCACAUUCCCAGUGGGUCAGAAGUUUACAUACACUCAAUUAGUAUUUGGUAGCAUUGCCUUUAAAUUCUUUAACUUCGGGUAGGCUUCCACAAGCUUCCCAUAAUAAGUUGGGUGAAUUUUGGCCCAUUCCUCCUGACAGAGCUGGUGUAACUGAGUCAGGUUUGUAGGCCUCCUUGCUCGCACACACUUUUUCAGUUCUGCCUACAACAUUUCUAUAGGAUUGAGGUCAGGGCUUUGUAAUGACCACUCCAAAACCUUGAAUUUGUUAUCCUUAAGCCAUUUUGCCACAACUCUGGAAAUAUUCUUAGGGUCCUUGUCCAUUUGGAAGACCCAUUUGCGACCAAGCUUUAACUUCCCGACUGAUGUCUUGAGAUGUUGCUUCAAUAUAGCCACGUAAUUUUCCUGCCCCACGAUGAUCUAUUUUGUGAAGUGCACCAGUCCCUCCUGCAGCAAAGCACCCCCACAACAUGAUGCUGCCACCCUCGUGUUUCACGGUUGGGAUGGUGUUCUUCGGCCUGCAAGCCUCCCCCUUUUUCCUCCAAACAUAACAAUGGUCGUUAUGGCCAAACAGUUCUAUUUUUGUUAUAUCAGACCAGAGGACAUUUCUCCAAAAAGUACAAUCUUUGUCCCCAUGUGCAGUUGCAAGCGGUAGUCUGGCUUUUUUAUGGCGGUUUUGGAGCAAUGGCUUCUUCCUUGCUGAGCGGCCUUUCAGGUUAUGUCGAGUUUUAAUGACUCCAUCCUAAGUGUAUGUAAACUUCUGACGUCAAAUGUAUGUACAGUACAAACUCGUUUUUCAACCACUCCACAAAUGUCUUGUUAACAAACUAUAAUUGAUUGUGGACAACAGGAAAAGGAGGACUGAGCACGCCCCCAUUCUCAUCGACGAGGUUGUAGUAGAGCAGGUUGAGAUCUUCAAGUUUCUUGGCAUCUACAUCACCAACAAACUAACAUGGUCCAAGCACACCAAGACAGUCGUGAAGAGGGCACAACAAAACCUAUUCCCCCUCAGGAAACUGAAAAGACUUGGCAUGGGUCCUCAGAUAUUCAAAAGGUUUUACAGCUGCACCUUUGAGAGCAUCCUGACUGGUUGCAUCACUGCCUGGUAUGGCAACUGCUCAGCCUCCGACCGCAAGGCACUACAGAGUGUAGUGCGUACGGCCCAGUACAUCACCGGGGCCAAGCUUCCUGCCAUGCAGGACCUCUAUACCAGGCGGUGUCCGAGAAAGCCCGAAAAAUUGUCAAACACUCCAGCUUUCCUAGUCAUAGACUGUUCUUUCUGCUACCGCAUGGCAAGCAGUACCGGAGCACCAAUUCUAGGUCCAAGAGGCUUCUAAACAGCUUCUACCCCCAAGCCAUAAGACUCCUGAACAGCUACACAAACUGCCACCCAGACUAUUUGUAUUGCCCCCCUACGCUGCUGCUACUCUCUGUUAUCAUCUAUG